UAUUAUUUGAAAUGAUGCAUUUAAACCUCACAUGCCGUGGAGUUUCACACGAAAUUUAAAUGCGAUAUCUAUAAAAGCGAUGUAAUUUUCAGAAAUUGCAGUCUUUUAAUAUGUCAUUCGUUCGAAUAAAGAUGUAUAUACGAAUAGUGUUUGUUUUAGUUGUAACUGUGAGUUAUUGCCAUGGUUAUAUAUGUGACGCUAUACUAGUUAAGUUGCCACAAGGAACAAUUGACGGGAUAACUUCAAUAAGUGGUAAUGGCAAAGAAUACUAUUCGUUCCAAGAAAUACCAUAUGCAGCGCCACCUAUUGACAAAUUAAGAUUUAAAGAGCCUCAACCGCCUGCCCCGUGGACAGAUAUAAGAGAAACGUGUAUAAAUAAAAAAGUGUGUAUGCAAAAAAAUGAGAGUGCUCUCACGCAUGUACCUAGUGACAUGACAAUAUCCGAAGAUUGUUUGUACCUGAAUGUAUACACACCUCAAAAACCUGGAACGUCGGAACAACCAUUACCUGUUUUAUUUUACAUCCAUGGGGGUGGAUUUUUUUAUGGUUCUGGUGCUAAACAGUACCAUGAACCAAAGUAUUUUAUGGACUAUGACGUUGUUGUUGUGACUUUCAAUUACCGCUUGGGACCCUUCGGUUUUUUAACAACAGCUGAUGAUGUGAUACCAGGAAAUUUAGGGCUCAAAGACCAAUUAUAUGCACUGAAAUGGACAGUCGAGAAUAUUAAUCUAUUUGGAGGUGAUGCCGAUAAAAUUACUGUAGUUGGUGAGAGCGCAGGUGCUACAUCAGCUGGAUUUAUGCAGCUUAGUAAAAGAACUGAAGGACUAGCUAGGGCUUACAUCUUACAAAGUGGUUCGCCAGUUUCUCCUUUUGCGUAUCAAGACGCCCCAAGGGAAUAUGCUUUUAAAAUGGGGAAAUUAUUGGAUUCAAAUUUUAACUCUAACGAUUCUGUAGCACUUUUGAAUCUGCUAAUGGAUACACCAGCUGAGAAGAUACAAGCUGCACCUAUACAAAAUGUGGGGCAUACCAUAAAUCCUAUUGGAGCUUUAGCAAUUUGGUUGCCAGUAAUAGAGGACCCCACUUUUCCGAAUUCUUUCAUCACUGAACCAAUGGUGGAUUCACUUUUAUCUGGAAAUUAUAAUAAAGUACCUUUAAUGACUGGAACUACUUCUGAGGAAGCCGUAUACUUUUUACAAUUUCUAACGAAUGAACAGCUUGCAUAUUUUCAAAAUAUGCUAGACUCAAAUUUGAAUCUAACUGUUCAUCCAAGACUCAAUAUCAGUCCUGAACAGCUCUCACAAGCUGCUAAAGAAUAUAAGGAGGUAUAUACAAAAACUAAUUUCUCUGAUGACGCAGCAGCCUAUAUUAAGUAUAUCGGAGAAGAUGUUUUUAGUACACCCAACAUCCACCACGCAGCUCUUGUUUCGAAAAAAGCACCAGUCUACUUCUAUGAAUUUAGUUAUAGAGGACAAAUGGGAGUACAGGAUCUACCAGUUUUUCCAGGUGCAAAUAAUGUUGGUCAUACCGAAGAUCUUCACUACUUGUUUGGAGGAAUAGAGGGUGUAUCAGAACCAUUAUCUCAGUUUCCUGAUGAAGAUAGAAAAACUAUGAAAAAGAUGUUGACGCUUUGGACAAAUUUCGUGAAAACUUUAAAUCCCACUCCAGUCAAAGAUGAACUUCUCAAUAAUGUUUCCUGGCCUAUGAUGAAAUGUGGUGAACCUCUGAAUUUUUUGAGUAUUAAUAGAACUUUAGUACCUCUAGUCAAUCCCAAGUAUUACACAAAAGUGAAACAAGUUUUAGAUAAGUACGUUAAGCCGCCAUAUUAUAGACUGGAACUUUUGUUGAAUCAAAGAAUAUUAUUGGACGACCCAGAAAUCAUAGUGAUAUUUCCAAUGUUGGUCUUUCCAUUAUCCUUUGUGUUUAUAAUACUGUGUACCGAAAAUAUUGAAGGGUCAACAAUUGUAGAGUUGCCACAUGGAAAAAUUGCUGGACACAUUCUAAAAAGCGCUAAGAAUAAAAACUUCUAUGCUUUCCAAGAAAUUCCUUAUGCAGCUCCACCUGUAGGACCUAAUAGAUUCAAGGAACCGGAAGAACCAAUUCCUUGGGAACAUGUCUUAGAAACAAGCAAAAAUACAAAAGUGUGCAUGCAAGUAUCAACCGAUUAUCCAAAUUUGAACAUAACUGAGGACUGUUUAUAUUUGAACGUAUAUACUCCAGUGAAACCAACUAUGUCUAAUCAUUCAUUACCAGUUCUUUUAUGGAUACAUGGAGGACAAUUCAAAUUCGAAAGUGGUAUAUUAGAUCAAUAUGAUCCCAGAUAUCUAAUGGAUUAUGAUAUAGUCGUUGUGACAAUUAACUACCGCUUAGGAGUCUUAGGAUUUUUGUCAACAUCUGACGGUACAAUACCGGCUAAUUUAGGUAUAAAAGAUCAAUUGAAAGCCAUCAAAUGGGUCAGUCAAAAUAUUCAUCUAUUUGGUGGAGAUAACAACAAAAUUACCGCAAUGGGAACUAGUGCAGGUGCAAUGGCAAUCGGGUAUAUAAAUUUAAGUGAACAAGCAAAAGGAUUGUUGAAAGGUGUGAUUUUAACAAGUGGGUCUUCAAUUAGUCCAUGUUCUUAUCAGGAUAAACCAGAUCAUUUCGCUUUUAAAUUGGGCAAGGCGUUAGAUGUGAAUUUUAAUUCAAAUAAUACCAAAGAUUUACUUGAAUUGCUGCAUAAGUAUUCAGCUGAAGAAAUUAUAUCAGAAACUGUUUUCGAUGACAUCUACAAUAAUACAGUUUGUCCAAAUAUCAUUUGGAUACCUACAGUAGAGAACGAAAAAGACGAAAACGCUCUAGUGACAAAACCAAUGCUGGAAUCAAUUUCUAAUGGGAAUUUUGACAGAAUUCCAAUGAUGUUUGGAGUUGAUUCUGCAGAAGGACUUUCUUUCGUAAACGAUAUAAAAUCUCUCGAAAACAAAGCUAAAAAGAUCGAUAAUAAUAUAAGUUUGUUAUUAAACCCAAGAUUGUAUAUACCUCCUGAAGAACUAACUUUAGCUGGUGAAGAAUACAGAACUGUAUAUACACAAUCGAAGUUCCAGGAUGAUAUCGCUGCUUUGGUAAAGUAUAUGGGAGACGAAUGUUUUGUACUACCCACCCUUCAUCAUGCUGUACUGGCAUCAGCUUAUACACCUGCUUACUUUUAUCAGUUUUCUUAUGAAGGGUUCAUAGGAGAACAGCAUGUGCAUAUUUCAGGAAUUUCUGGUACCGGACAUGGAGAUGAAUUGAAAUAUAUUUUUCCUUCAAAACAAGAAAAAUUGGCUUAUAAAAAUUUCCCGAAAGAAGAUCAGUUAGUGAGACAACGCGUGCUCUUAUUAUUUACAAAUUUUGUGAAAUACCAGAAUCCAACUCCUUAUGUUGAUAACUUGCUACAAGGUGUAGUUUGGCCGCAAAUAAAGGAAAACAGUUUACAGUACUUAAAUGUGAAUAGUACUAUCGAAAUUCGACAAAAUUUAGAUAGAUAUUUACAACUGAGGAGCAUCUAUGAAAAAUACAGUCGAAAACCGUAUUUCAUUAUUUAA
Messenger RNA from Diorhabda carinulata, 3557 nucleotides. RefSeq lists its product as uncharacterized. The record is from RefSeq and is a predicted model, not a curated record. NCBI's taxonomy places the organism in Eukaryota, Metazoa, Arthropoda, Insecta, Coleoptera, Chrysomelidae. The coding region runs from base 111 to 3557 and encodes 1148 amino acids. The transcript is spliced from 23 exons.